AUGCCGCGGCUGCAGGAUCUGCGGCUCAGCCAAAACCAGAUCGGGGUCAAGGGCGCCCAGGCACUGGCCCGCGGCCUGGAGGGCACCACUGCCCUGCAGCUGCUGUGGCUUUGGGGGAACCAGAUUGGCGAUCCCGGCUGCCAGGCUGUGGCCAGGGCCAUCCAGCAGCACCAGGGGCUCCGGGAGCUCGCCCUUCACGGCAAUCGCUUGGGUGACGCCGGGGCGCAGGCUCUGGGCACUGCUGCGGAGCAGCUGCCGCAGCUGACACAGGUUUAUUUGUUCCACAAUUCCAUCACAGAUGUCGGCGCCAAGGCAUUGGCCAAGGGCCUGGAGGACAAGGACUUGGAGCUGUUGCGGAUCGAGGGAAAUUGCAUUGGCAAGUCCGGCUGCAAGGCUCUCAAGCAGCUGCGGGUUCGAGAUCUAAACUGCGAAGGCCAGCAACCACGAUGA
Messenger RNA from Effrenium voratum, 450 nucleotides. The record is from the annotation of a GenBank genome assembly. Lineage: Eukaryota; Dinophyceae; Suessiales; Symbiodiniaceae.